This is a messenger RNA of Henningerozyma blattae CBS 6284, 6990 nucleotides long. RefSeq lists its product as uncharacterized. Lineage: Eukaryota; Fungi; Ascomycota; Saccharomycetes; Saccharomycetales; Saccharomycetaceae. Bases 1 to 6990 code for a protein of 2329 amino acids. The transcript has a single exon. Gene Ontology annotation, biological process: flocculation. The record is from RefSeq and is a predicted model, not a curated record.
AUGAUUAAUUUAUUCAACACCCAGCGUACUAAUUAUUAUAGAGAAAAUAAAUCUAUAUUUUUUUCAAAUAUAGUCUCUCUAUUUCUUUUAUUUUCUUUUAUAUUUUCAACUUCUAAUGCUGCAAUUAUUUCUCCACGAACUCUCCUACUUCCCGUAAAUGAUACUUCAUCUAAUGAUGCUAACUUGAAUAAUGCAGGUGUUCCAUCAAAUAGUUUACAAUAUCAAGAAUCACAAAAUAGUAUAUUAGAAUCGAUUAUAAAUUCUAACACAAAUAUUAUAAAUUCUUCUCCACCUACCCUUGUUACACCAACGUUAACUCCAUCUGUUGCAUCACCGGCCUACCAAAUUUUACCUUCUGAAACAUAUAUGAAUCAUUAUGAAUCAGCUCAAAGACAGUAUGCGAAUGCUAUCGACUUAACUACAAAAAUAACGGAAGGUAUUAUUCCUUUGGAUGUAAGCAUAGAUCCUAUGAAAAAUACAAUGGUACAAGUCACUAUCUCUACUGGUGUCACCACUUAUACAGAAAAUGGUAAAAUUUAUUAUAAAACCUAUUACAUCAUUAGAGAAGAAGAGUUAGCUGAUGUUGAAGGUACAUGGGCUGAAAAAAACUGUAUCAUCCCUAGUACAGCUCAAUCUACUCCAGGUUUUGCAGCUACAGUUUAUCCAUAUUCUGAUGAUGGUACAACAGGUGCUGCGUACCUAGAAGGUGGUAGCUUUAAAAACUCUGAUCCUAUUUCAGUGGUGACAGGUGUUACUGAUUUAACCUCUGUAACUGGAGGAUCAGGGGGUUAUGUUGUCGAAUAUGAUGGUUAUUUUAUUCCAAGUGAUACAGGUCUUUAUGAUAUCCAACUACUAGGUGCUGAUUCUGCAGCUAUUGUCAUGUUUGCCAAUCCAAGUGCUCUUGAUACAAACAAUGCCGUUCCCCAAAGCUCAGAUCUUGAUAUUAAUUUAUCAAUGCAGUCUGGUCAAACGGAUCAUAAUACAGCAAUGGGUUGGCUAUAUGCAGGACUAGCUUAUCCAAUUAAAAUUUUAUAUUACACAGAUGAUCCUUCAAAUAUCAACUUGUCCUUGCAAUUCACAGAUCCAAGUAGUGAAAUUCAUUCAAUAACCGAUAAUGUCGUAUCAUAUGGCAAUUUAAAAGUAUUGUGCCCAAAAUUGAUGGGAACACAUAUUGAAAUGAAUUCCACCAUAACUACUGCAUGGACUGGGUCUUUUACUUCCACGUAUUCACUUUCAACUUUAACUACUAUUGGCACUGAUGGUAAUACAACAAUUGAAAAUAUUUAUUAUGUAGAAACCCCAGAAAUUGAUCAAUUAUCUACCAAAUUUUUUGACUACUCAGGAACACUUACAACUACAUACUCAACUAAAAUUAAAAAAUCAACUGGUACAGAUGGACUUAUUACAACAUGGACGAUUUACUACGUUGAUAUUCCAAGUGUUGUUUCUACUUCUUUUAAAAGUACGUACUGGACUGGGUCUUACUCAUCUACAUAUUCCACCAAAACAAAACGUACAAUUGGUAGUGAUGGUCUACCAACAACCCUUGUUAUAUACUAUGUCGAAACACCAAUUGGUUACACAACAGAAACUAGAUAUUUUCCAUGGACUGGAACAUAUACUUCUACUUAUUCUACUAAGAACAAACUAUCUGUAGGACCAGACGGUUCUACUACAUCAGAGGUCAUAUACUUAGUAGAAACUCCAGCACACGCUACUAGUUCCUCAAUAAUAAGUCUAACAGAUGGCUCGCUAUAUACAACCGAUAUAAACUCAGCUACAAAAUCUGAAUCAUACCCAGCGACAUCUGAUACUCAGCAGGGCAGUAGUGGUACUGUUAGUAUUAAUUCAGAUAUUGAUUCAACACUCCAAUCAAAUGACAACUCAGUGUAUCACUCAAAAACGUCUACACUUAACAGCAACAGUUGGGCAACAUCAACAAUAGGAACUCAAAGCAAUAACCCGUCCCUAGGACAAUCGACGACAUUAACCUCAGCGUUUACUUCUACUGCAACAAGUGCCACAUAUUCUGUGUCUACUGCUACCCCACCAGUCGUGACCAGUGCUAUAUCAUCAAGUGCUACAUCUUCUGCUUCUAAUGGUAUUUUAUCCGGGCCUUCAGUUGUUUCAUCCUCUAGUGGUGUAUCAUCUGCUUCUAGUGGUGCUCCAUCCUCUAGUGGUGCAUCCUCUGCUUCUAGUGCUGCUCCAUCCUCAAGUGUUGGAUCCUCUGCUUCUAGUGGUGCUGUAUCCUCAAGUGUUGCAUCCUCUUCUUCUAGUUCUAAUCCAUCCUCAAGUGUUGCAUCCUCUGCUUCUAGUGGUGCUCCAUCCUCAAGUUUUGGAUCCUCUGCUUCUAGUGGUGCAUCCUCUGCUUCUAGUGCUGCUGCAUCCUCAAGUGUUGCAUCCUCUGCUUCUAGUGCUGUUGUAUCCUCAACUGCUGCAUCAUCUGCUUCUAGUGGUGCAUCCUCUGCUUCUAGUGGUGCUCCAUCCUCUAGUGUUGCAUCCUCUGCUUCUAGUGGUGCAUCCUCUGCUUCUAGUGCUGCUGCAUCCUCAAGUGGUGCAUCCUCUGCUUCUAGUGCUGUUCCAUCCUCUAAUGAUGCAUCCUCUGCUUCUAGUGGUGCUCCAUCCUCUAGGGUUGCCUCCGCUGCUUCUAGUGGUGCUCCAUCCUCUAGCGUUGCCUCCGCUGCUUCUAGUGCUGGUCCAUCCUCAAGUGAUGCAUCCUCUGCUUCUAGUGCUGUUCCAUCCUCUAGUGUUGCAUCCUCUGCUUCUAGUGGUGCUCCAUCCUCAAGUGGUGCAUCCUCUGCUUCUAGUGCUGUUCCAUCCUCUAAUGAUGCAUCCUCUGCUUCUAGUGGUGUUCCAUCCUCUAGUGUUGCAUCCUCUGCUUCUAGUGGUGCAUCCUCUGCUUCUAGUGGUGCAUCCUCUGCUUCUAGUGCUGCUGCAUCCUCAAGUGGUGCAUCCUCUGCUUCUAGUGCUGUUCCAUCCUCUAAUGAUGCAUCCUCUGCUUCUAGUGGUGCUCCAUCCUCUAGUGUUGCAUCCUCUGCUUCUAGUGCUGUUCCAUCCUCAAGUGUUGGAUCCUCUGCUUCUAGUGGUGCUCCAUCCUCUAUUGUUGCCUCCGCUGCUUCUAGUGCUACUCCAUCCUCAAGUGUUGCAUCCUCUGCUUCUAGUGGUGCUCCAUCCUCAAGUUUUGGAUCCUCUGCUUCUAGUGGUGCAUCCUCUGCUUCUAGUGCUGCUGCAUCCUCAAGUGUUGCAUCCUCUGCUUCUAGUGCUGUUGUAUCCUCAACUGCUGCAUCAUCUGCUUCUAGUGGUGCAUCCUCUGCUUCUAGUGCUGCUGCAUCCUCAAGUGGUGCAUCCUCUGCUUCUAGUGCUGUUCCAUCCUCUAAUGAUGCAUCCUCUGCUUCUAGUGGUGCUCCAUCCUCUAGUGUUGCAUCCUCUGCUUCUAGUGGUGCAUCCUCUGCUUCUAGUGCUGCUGCAUCCUCAAGUGGUGCAUCCUCUGCUUCUAGUGCUGUUCCAUCCCCUAAUGAUGCAUCCUCUGCUUCUAGUGGUGUUCCAUCCUCUAGUGUUGCAUCCUCUGCUUCUAGUGGUGCAUCCUCUGCUUCUAGUGCUGCUCAUCCUCAAGUGUUGCAUCUUCUGCUUCUAGUGGUGCUCCAUCCUCCAAGUGUUGGAUCCUCUGCUUCUAGUGCUACUCCAUCCUCAAGUGUUGCAUCAUCUGCUUCUAGUGGUGCUGCAUCCUCAAGUGUUGCAUCCUCUGCUUCUAGUGCUGCUGCAUCCUCUAGUGAUGCAUCCUCUGCUUCUAGUGGUGUUCCAUCCUCAAGUGUUGCAUCCUUUGCUUCUAGUGGUGCUCCAUCCUCUAGUGUUGCAUCCUCUGCUUCUAGUGGUGCAUCCUCUGCUUCUAGUGCUGCUGCAUCCUCAAGUGAUGCAUCCUCUGCUUCUAGUGCUGUUCCAUCCUCUAGUGUUGCAUCCUCUGCUUCUAGUGGUGCUCCAUCCUCAAGUGUUGCAUCCUCUGCUUCUAAUGCUGCUGCAUCCUCAAGUGUUGCAUCCUCUGCUUCUAGUGCUGCUGCAUCCUCAAGUGUUGCAUCAUCUGCUUGUAGUGGUGCUCCAUCAUCAAGUGUUGCAUCUUCUGCUUCUAGUGCUACUCCAUCCUCAAGUGUUGCAUCCUCUGCUACUAGUGCUGUUCCAUCCUCAAGUGUUGCAUCUUCUGCUUCUAGUGCUGCUCCAUCCUCUAGGGUUGCCUCCGCUGCUUCUAGUGCUGCUGCAUCCUCAAGUGUUGCAUCCUCUGCUUCUAGUGCUGUUGUAUCCUCAACUGCUGCAUCAUCUACUUCUAGUGGUGCAUCCUCUGCUUCUAGUGCUGCUGUAUCCUCAAGUGUUGCAUGCUCUUCUUCUAGUUCUAAUCCAUCCUCAAGUGUUGCAUACUCUGCUUCUAGUGGUGCUCCAUCCUCAAGUGUUGGAUCCUCUGCUUCUAGUGGUGCUCCAUCCUCAAGUGUUGUAUCUUCUGCUUCUAUUGCUGCUCCAUCCUCAAGUGUUGCAUCCUCUGCUUCUAGUGCUGCUGCAUCCUCAAGUGUUGCAUCCUCUGCUUGUAGUGGUGCUCCAUCAUCAAGUGUUGCAUCUUCUGCUUCUAGUGCUACUCCAUCCUCAAGUGUUGCAUCCUCUGCUACUAGUGCUGUUCCAUCCUCUAAUGAUGCAUCCUCUGCUUCUAGUGGUGCUCCAUCCUCUAGGGUUGCCUCCGCUGCUUCUAGUGGUGCUCCAUCCUCUAGCGUUGCCUCCGCUGCUUCUAGUGCUGGUCCAUCCUCAAGUGAUGCAUCCUCUGCUUCUAGUGCUGUUCCAUCCUCUAGUGUUGCAUCCUCUGCUUCUAGUGCUGCUCCAUCCUCAAGUGUUGCAUCCUCUGCUACUAGUGCUGUUCCAUCCUCUAAUGAUGCAUCCUCUGCUUCUAGUGGUGCUCCAUCCUCUAGGGUUGCCUCCGCUGCUUCUAGUGCUGCUGCAUCCUCAAGUGUUGCAUCCUCUGCUUCUAGUGCUGUUGUAUCCUCAACUGCUGCAUCAUCUGCUUCUAGUGGUGCAUCCUCUGCUUCUAGUGCUACUCCAUCCUCAAGUGUUGCAUCCUCUGCUUCUAGUGGUGCAUCCUCUGCUUCUAGUGCUGCUCCAUCCUCUAGUGUUGCCUCCGCUGCUUCUAGUACUACUGUAUCCUCAAGUGUUGGAUCCUUUGCUUCUAGUGCUGUUCCAUCCUCUAGUGUUCCAUCUUCUGCUUCUAGUGGUGCUCGAUUAUCAAGUGUUGGAUCCUCUGCUUCUAGUGGUGCUCCAUCCUCAAGUGUUGGAUCCUCUGCUUCUAGUGGUGCUCCAUCCUCAAGUGUUGCAUCUUCUGCUUCUAGUGCUGCUGUAUCCUCUAGUGUUACAUCCUCUGCUUCUAGUGGUGCUCCAUCCUCAAGUGUUGGAUCCUCUGCUUCGAGUGGUGCUCCAUCCUCAAGUGUUGUAUCUUCUGCUUCUAUUGCUGCUGUAUCCUCUAGUGUUACAUCCUCUGCUUCUAGUGGUUCUCCAUCCUCUAGUGGUGCAUCCUCUGCUUUUAGUGCUAUUCCAUCCUCAAGUGUUGUCUUCUCUUCUUCCAGUGGUUCUCCAUCCUUUAAUGAAGUAUCAUCUGCUUCCAGUGCUUCGGUAGUCUCAAGUGUUUCAUCUUCUAGUUGUAGUAUUUCUGCUUCUUCAAGUGCUGCAUCUUCUGCUUUCAGUUAUGUUUUUUCUGUUUCAAGUGGUUAUCUAUUUUCAAAUGAUGCUUCUUCUGUUUUUAGUGUUGGUUCAUCCGGGUUAUCUAAUAUUGCAUCUACAUUGUGUCCAACAUGUGAAAGCAGUACAAUAUCAACAACCUUCUCUGAUCACAAUAGUAUUUUAUUACCUUCUGGUACUGCAAGUAUUGUGCCAUCUAGUUUGGGUGAUAAAGGUUCAAAGAUUGUUAGCACAAUGAGUUAUAGUUACAGUACGAAUAGUUCUUCAUACGCUUGCACAACAUGCUUUUCUUCUGAUUUGCCUUUGGGCGCCUCGUCUGUUUUAGUAAGUACCACAUCACCUCCUUCCGGUUUUAGUGCAACUUCAAAUUCACAUUGUUCAACAUGUAUUACUAAUAGUACUCCAAAAGUAAUCAUUAGUAGUAGCACAGAACAUCCAAAGCAUUCCAUUUUUACUGUAACAAUCGUUGAAAAUAACACAUCCACGAAGACAGUUGUUGUUCACUGUUCUGAGACUACUAAAUCAAAUGGUGAAGUUCUUACUGUCACCACAACUAUUCCGUGUACUACUUCCAUUUCAGCCGGUCACUCUUCGUACACGACAACCAUGAUAGAAAAUGGUACUGUUACCAAGACAGUUGUUGUUCACUGUUCUGAGACUACUAAAUCAAAUGGUGAAGUUCUUACCUUAACAGUUACAAAGUCCUUUACAGGACAGACAGAAUCUCUCUCUAUUUUGUCAUCUACAUCAACAAAUAGUGAGUUGGUUGCUUCGAGAAUUAUAUUCACUACCACCGAGGAACAGCUCCCCACUGAAACAAUUUUGGAUUCAUAUUCGAUCUCUUCUACUACUCAAAAUUCUAUAUUUUUCCCAAAUAAAACCGUUACACAUACUGAGCCAUAUAAUACUAUACUACCUAAAGAAACUGUCAGUAUUAAUUAUAACAGGACAAGCACUAUUUUUGCAAAUAUCAAUGGUUCUAUUACAGAAGUAAAUUCACUACCUCAUGUUACUACUAUUUUACAACAAGUUUCAAAUAAUGGAAGUUACCAGGUUGUAACUCUUAUUGGAAACAUAGCAGCUAACUUAAAGUUGAAUGGUACAAAUAUAACCAGAACUCUUCAAGUAGAUAAAAGACAAUUAACUGAAAUUGUACCUAUGGAAAAUCCCGAGCCUUCUCGUGUUACUGCUUCAAUUUUUGACCAGAUAGAAAAUAGUGGAAUUAGUAUAAAAUUUCAUCCUUUGUAUGAAAUCCUUGCACUAAUAGUUACAAUGUUGAUAAUCUAA